Molecule: messenger RNA, 876 nt
Organism: Soboliphyme baturini
Lineage: Eukaryota; Metazoa; Nematoda; Enoplea; Dioctophymatida; Soboliphymatidae
Source: the annotation of a GenBank genome assembly
AUGGCGACUCUGUGGCAUAUUCUGAAUGGAGCAUACACAAAUUACAGCUGGAACACGACGACUAAGUGGCUGCUCACACAACAUGGUUGGCCGAUUGUGGCUGUCUUAAUUCUGGUAGGAAUUUUGACAGCAUGCGUCAUCGCAAUUAACGGCUUUGUUAUUCUACAUUUCAUACUGAACUGCAACCUUCUGUUGAAGCACAGAAAUGCGUUCAUCUUCAAUAUGGCAGUUGCUGAUUUCCUCAUCGGAACGCUGGUCAUGCCGAUGUUCUUCUUUCAGAUGUUGACUAAAGGAGCAUGGCCUUCACGAGCGACCAUACCAUGCCGCGUUUUGUGUUCACUGGAUGUCAUCUGCUGUACUGUGUCAAUCGUCACCCUGUGCUGCAUCAGUCUAGACCAGCUAUACGCCGUAAUCAAACCCAUACACUACCACGUGGCCACGACCAGUGGAAAAACGCUUGCAGUCAUCCUGGCCAUCUGGGCCUAUUCAUCUACGCUUCUGAUGUUGACGAUGCGAUGGACCACUCCAGAGGAAGAAGAGUGGCGUCUUAGUUUGCGCUGUUCCAUCACAAAAGAACUGCCAUGGUUUGUGACUGCGGCAACAUUCUCCUUCUACAUUCCGCUGUUGAUCAUCGUUAUCGUCCAUUUAAAGAUCUACCACGUGAUUCGACAACGCAACCUCAGCCUUCAAGUGUAUCAGUACGGCAACAUUGCAUGCAUUGUUAACAGCAGCGAUGAUCAUAAGUCCUUGAUCGUCGGAUUCCACUCUCAUCACAACUGGAAAUCUGAUCGAAUCAUACUCAAAACUGUAGCAACAUUCGCAAUCCUGUGGCUGCCGUUUUUCUUGAUUUGCUGCGCAGGUACUAAUCACUUUUGA